AUGAAAGGACCUGGAUACCCCAGUGUUGUUUACCACAGGUGGAAUGACAGGGAAUUAAAGUUUGCCCGAACGCUGAUUUUUACUGUGGAGGAGAUUAACAGAGAUAAUAAGCUCCUUCCCGGAGUGAGUCUGGGCUAUAAGCUGUACAAUGGCUGUGGGAGUGAGAACCUGCUACGAGCAGCUUUAGAGGCAAUAAAUGGAGAAGAUUCAAUGGGCUGCAGCGCUCAGAUCCAGGCUCUCAUAGGCCAUUCGUCCUCUGGAGUGAGUAAAGACAUAAACACCAUACUAAGCCCGCUGUCUAUUCCACAGGUGUUGGAACACAUUUACUAUGUGAACUUCACAACAAAGAAUGGGGCCAGGGUUCUCUUUGAUGAAAAUGGAGACUCGGUUGCCCAGUAUGACUUAGUUAACUGGCAGAUGAAAGAAAAUGGCUCCGUUGAGAUUGUCAAAAUUGGCGAUUAUGAUACCUCUUACCCAGAGGGAGAAAAAUUCAAAAUAAAAGACAACCUCAAAAUAGUUUGGGGAGGAGGACACAGUCAUGAGCUGCCACGAUCUGUCUGCACAGAACCAUGCCCACUAGGAACCCGUAAGGCCAUGAAUAAGUUUAUGCCUGUGUGCUGCUUUGACUGCUUUGAGUGUCCUGAGGGAACAAUAAGUAAUCAGACAAGCUGUUUGAUCUGUCCACCUGAAUUCUGGCCAAAUGAAAAUAAAGACACCUGUGUUCUAAAACUGACUGAAUACCUUUCCUACGAAGAGAUCAUGGGAGCACUUUUAACUGGAUUUGGCUGUAUUGGCGUAUUUCUAUCUCUUCUGACAUCAAUCAUUUUUUUUACUCAUAAAGAGACUCCUAUUGUAAAAGCCAACAAUUCUGAGCUGAGCUUCCUGCUGUUAUUCUCAUUGAAGCUGUGUUUCCUGUGUUCUCUGACCUUCAUAGGCCGGCCCACUGAGUGGUCCUGCAUGCUGCGACACACAGCAUUCGGCAUCACCUUUGUCCUCUGUAUCUCUUGUGUUCUUGGGAAAACUAUUGUAGUGUUAAUGGCCUUCAGGGCCACACUUACAGGAAAUAAUAUGAUGAAAUGGUUUGGGCCUGCAAAGCAGAGGCUCAGUGUUCUGGUUUUCACACUCAUUCAAGUUAUAAUUUGUAUUUUUUGGUUGACAAUCAACCCUCCUUUCCCAAAGAGGAACAUGAAAUACUAUAAAGAAAAGAUAAUCUUAGAGUGUGCCCUGGGUUCAGUUGUUGGGUUCUGGGCUGUGUUGGGUUACAUUGGACUUCUUGCUCUCUUGUGUUUUAUACUUGCUUUUCUUGCAAGAAAGCUACCAGACAGCUUUAAUGAAGCAAAACUCAUCACAUUCAGCAUGCUGAUAUUCUGUGCAGUCUGGAUCACAUUUAUCCCUGCAUAUGUCAGCUCUCCUGGGAAGUUUACUGUAGCUGUGGAAAUAUUUGCCAUUCUAGCCUCAAGUUUUGGUUUGCUAAUAUGCAUUUUUUUCCCAAAAUGUUAUAUUAUUAUAUUUCGGCCAGAACAAAACUCAAAAAAACAUGUAUUGGGCAAAAUACCACCCAGAACUCUUUAA
This is a messenger RNA of Pseudoliparis swirei, 1572 nucleotides long. Its product is annotated as extracellular calcium-sensing receptor-like. Gene Ontology annotation, cellular component: membrane. NCBI's taxonomy places the organism in Eukaryota, Metazoa, Chordata, Actinopteri, Perciformes, Liparidae. The record is from RefSeq and is a predicted model, not a curated record. Gene Ontology annotation, biological process: G protein-coupled receptor signaling pathway. The transcript has 6 exons. The coding region runs from base 1 to 1572 and encodes 523 amino acids. Gene Ontology annotation, molecular function: G protein-coupled receptor activity.